AUGAUCAUCCAACCAAAAUCUUCAAAGCUCCAAAAAAUAGUUGCUAAAUCUUCUUUGAAGAUUCAAGCAAAAGUUUCAAAACCUUUGUCUAAAGCAAAACCUUUAUCAAAAGUAUUAAAAGUAUUUAAAUCUUCUUUAAAAAAUGCAUCUAAAUCUUCACAAAAAAAUUCUUUAAAAAAACUAUCAUUUUAUUAUUAUGAGGAUGAAAAUGAGGAUGCAAAUAAGGAUGCAAAUGAGGAUGCAAAUGAGGACGAAGAUGAUGAACUAUGUCAAAAUCAAUGUAAUUUAUUAAUUUUUUUAAGUGUUAUUUAA
This is a messenger RNA of Dentiscutata heterogama, 312 nucleotides long. Lineage: Eukaryota; Fungi; Glomeromycota; Glomeromycetes; Diversisporales; Gigasporaceae. The record is from the annotation of a GenBank genome assembly.